Molecule: messenger RNA, 1284 nt
Organism: Brachypodium distachyon (stiff brome)
Lineage: Eukaryota; Viridiplantae; Streptophyta; Magnoliopsida; Poales; Poaceae
Exons: 1
Coding region: 1-1284 (427 amino acids)
Molecular function (GO): protein binding
Source: RefSeq, a predicted model, not a curated record
AUGGAGAUGAUUCUGCAAUGGUUGGAACUGCCGCCGGAGCUCUUGGGCUCCAUAUUCAGCCGCCUUCCAACCGCUGACGAUUGUGCCUGCGCUCGCACAGUCUGCCGGUCAUGGCGCUCGGCUAUGCGCCACCACACUUCCCCGGCGCGACAGCUACCGCCGUGGGUAGUCCUGCAGGACGGGAGCUUCAUGACUUCACCGCAAGGUUCCUCGCACUAUCGUUCCCACACCUUCCCCGACGAUGCGAGGUGUGUUGGCUCCACCGACGGCUGGCUCGCCCUCGACUGCGUGGACGGUGAGAAAAGGCAUAGCUACUUGUUGCACAAUCCUUUCUCUAACACCACCGUGCCACUCCCUGAGUUGGAAGCUAUCAUCGGCGUUGUUCCGGAGUCUUUCAUGAUACGCAAGGUGCUCAUGCGGUCGCCCCCUGACGACAUUGUCGUCCUCAUGCCCAACAACAGGAAUCACCUGAUCAUCUUGGUUCGCCCCGGGAAGGGUGUGUGGCUACCCAAACCGCACACAGCUCCCUUCACCUACAUUGUUGAUGUUGCCUUCCUCGGAGAUAUACUCUAUGGGAUCACUGAGGCGGAGGACCUCUUCUCCUUCGAUAUCACCUUUUAUGGUGAUGGCAUACCUGUGGUUGCUAGUAUUCAUCAUGUCAUCAUCAAGGGCUCGGCGGCUGACGAUAAUACCUAUGAGUGGAGCAAUGACGACAAGGAUGAGAAUGACAAUAAUGAGAUCGAGAGCAGUGACAAGGACAAGGAUGAUAGCGACAGUGAUGACGUUGAGGGCCACUACGAGGACGAGGAUGCGAGAGACAGUGAGGACGCCGAGAUCAAUGACGGUGAGGAGGUGGACAUGGACCAAAUUUUUGAUGGCAUCGUCUAUGGAGAAGAUGAAAUCAACACCAUCUGGUACUUCGUCGAAUCGCGUGGAAAGUUGCUCAUGGUGAGACGACAGAUGCAAUGCCCUCCCUACCAUCACAACUACACCCGAAAGGUGGAGGUUUUCCAGGCAGACGUCAUCUCAGGUAUGUGGAUGCCGGUGUUAGACGGGCUAGACGGUCAGGCAAUUUUCAUCAGCAAACCCUUCUGCAAAUCCAUUGCGGCAUGCAAAGAGAUAGAUGAGGAUACUAUCCACUUUAUCGACACCCGCGAUACAUUCAACAUGAGAUCCCAGAUCAUUAGUGUGCCGCAAGACGACCAAGAUUACUAUAUGAUAGUGUGGCGCUUCUCUGACUUGGAGGGGCCAACAUGGAUAUUUCUGCCGGAACUAGUGGUUUGA